UUCUCUCUCUUUCGUCCCCCUCUCUCUCUCUCUCUCUCUCUCUCUGGGCAUUUUCGUACUUGGGCGAAGAAAGCGGUUUUAUAUCAUUUUCUUGGGCUUCGCCUUUCGGAUUUGGGGGGAAAUCAAAUUGGAGAUCGCGCCGCCUCAAAUCCCCGCCCAUCGCCUCCACUUCCACCCUCCCAAUCGGUAGUCUCGCCGUCCAUCGCUGGAGGUCCUACGGUUUAGGGUUUGGGCAUUUUCUUUUCCGGCAGUAAAGUGAGGAUCUUUCAAUAAUGUCUGUUUAGUAAAGUGAGAACCUUUCAAUAUUUUGUCCAUUUUUUUGUGGGUUGGGAACUCAUCGCGUUUGAAUGGUUCCUGCGAGGGUUAUUGCUAAGUGUGCAGCAAGUUUGAUUUGACCUUGGUUGCUGAGAUCUAUCAGGAAGAGGAGCUUUGCGAUCACCGGAAGAAGGUUGAAAGAUGGAGUGCAAUAAGGAUGAAGCCAUUAGGGCAAAGGUGAUUUCUGAAAAGAAGCUCAUGGAAAAGGAUUACGUGGCUGCCAAGAAAUUUGCCUUAAAGGCCCAAAAUCUCUUUCCAGCUCUUGAAGGCCUGAUCCAGUUGAUAUCAACUCUUGAUGUUUAUAUUGCGUCUGAACGUAAAGCUAAUGGGGAGAGCGAUUGGUAUUCUAUUCUCUGUGUGGGUUCUAUGGCGGAUGAAGAUACAGUCAAGAAACAGUAUAGGAAGUUGGCUCUCCUGCUUCAUCCUGACAAGAAUAAAUCUGUUGGUGCUGAGGGUGCUUUUAAGCUAAUUUCCGAGGCAUGGAGUGUCUUAUCUGAUAAGUAUAGGAGAAUGCUAUAUGACCAAAAAUUGCAGAAAUUUUCCCAACCAACCAAAAACAAAACUGCUCCUUGUAAUGGUAAUGGGUUUCCAAAUUUCUCCAAAAACACUAAAAACACACACAUGGGGAAUGGUAGGACUAAAGUGGUUUCUGCAGCCAUGAAUCUAUCUUGCAAGUCAUCAACACCUGAAACAUUUUGGACAGUUUGUGAUAAGUGCAACAUGCGGUAUCAGUAUCUCAAGGUGUACCUUAAUCAUACCCUUCUUUGUCCUAAUUGCCACAAACCUUUUCUAGCUAAGGAGACGAAGUCUCCUAGCCUAUAUGUAUCAUCGGUGCCAAUUUCUCAGCAGAGUCAGCCAAACUCCAAUCAUAGUGCACCUAGCAAAAAUGCCUCAGGUCAAGUGAAAAGUAACUCAAUGCUUCACAAUAAAGAAUCUAGUGGACUCCAGAAUGGAACAAAUACAGCUUCUUUCAGUCACUCAAACUCCAAAUGGAACCCCUUAUGUUGUAGUACAGGAGUUGCUUGUGCUACUGCCUCAUCAGCUGCUGCUGCACAGGCUGCAAAUGUUAUCCAUCAGACUUAUAAGGAAGUAAGGGGAGACCGUGAAGAGGCACAAACAGCAGCUAGAAGGGAAGUGAAUCUUCACAGGAAAACUAAUGCUCUCAAGAAAAAUACUAAUCCCGCUGGGGUACCUAAUACAGGUCAAAGCAUUAAUAUACCUGUAAAACAAGCGCGAAGCAUUGGUCAUGAGCCUGGGAGUGAUAAAAGAGCAGUUCUGACACAACAAUUUCCUUCAUCUGAGAUAAAUAGAGUGAGUGGAAAUUUUGGUGACACAUUAAAGUCCAGAAUGGUUGAAAGACCAAGCAAUCCAUACAUACAGUUCUGUCUUUUUAAUACUAAAACGAUGUUGAUUGAGAUGACUAAGUCAGCAAUAGAAGUGAAAUUAAAAGAGUGGAAGUCUGCUGCCUCUGUGAAACUUGAUGCGAAAGAAAAUUCUAAGAAGAAACAAAAGCUUAGUGAAACUGGUAAAGAUGAGGGCAACGAUAUGGUGCAUGGGGAUGCUACUGGCCAAAAGCAGACUCUGGAACCUAAGAGUGAGACCAUACAAUGUUUGAAUGAGAACAAUUCACCUAAUGCUCAAUUCGCUGAUUCAGAUAGUGAGAUUAAUGAACCAGUGUCAAUUGAUGUUCCUGAUCCAGAUUUUCAUGAUUUUGAUAAUGAUCGUUCAGAGCAAUCUUUUCGAGGUGAUGAAAUAUGGACUACAUAUGAUGAUGAGGAUGGUAUGCCUCGUUAUUAUGCAUUAGUUCAGAAAGUUAUCACUUUGAAUCCUUUCAAAAUCCGCAUUAGUUAUCUGACGUCAAGGUCCAAUAGUGAAUUUGGCCCGUUAAAUUGGGUUGCAUCUGGUUUUCCAAAGAGCUGUGGUGAUUUCAGAAUAGGACGAUCUGAGGUGAAUACUACCAUAAAUAUUUUCUCGCACAAGGUUAGGUGGGAAAAGGGACCGCGUGGUGUCAUAAAAAUUGUCCCGAGAAAAGGUGAUACCUGGGCUCUUUACCGAAAUUGGUCUCCAGAAUGGAAUGAACAUACUCCUGAUGAUGUGAUCUACAAGUAUGAUAUGGUUGAAGUACUCGAAGAUUAUAAUGAAGAACAUGGUGUAUCUGUUAGUCCUUUGUUGAAAGUUUCUGGAUUUAGAACAGUAUUUAGGCCUAACACAGAUCCCAAGGAAGUAAAGAGAAUCCAAAGGGCAGAGAUGUUUCGCUUUUCACAUCAAGUUCCUUCAUAUUUACUGACCGGUGAAGAAGCUGAGAAUGCUCCAAAGGGAUUCUUUGAGCUAGACCCUGCAGCAACUCCUACAGAACUUCUGCAGAUAAUCCAUGAUAGUAAAACAGAAGCUGUGGCAGAGGCCAUUAAACUAACAGUUACCUAGUUGUUUAACUUGUUUGCUGUGGGAGAUCUUAUCUGGCUGGUCCAAUUUUUUGUCUGCAAACUAAAAUUAGCUGGAGUUAGAAUAUUCAUUUGAUUAAGAAAUUAAGCAUUCUAUUUCGCAAAGCAUCUACUGGUGGUUCCUUAAUUCCUGCCUUGUUAUAUUGGUGAGCAGCUUGAAAUGAGCUGAUACACUCAAGACAAGCUUAUGAUCACUAACCAGUGCCUUCCAUCUGGUAGACUUCAGGUUUUGAUGGGGCAUCUCUCGGGUUCAUUCUUUUUGGGAACCUUUGGCAUAUAGAUUUCAGUAGUCUCUUCAUCGCGAAUACCAUCCUUUUUUUGGGAACCUUUGCCAUAUAGGUUUUAGUAGUUUCUUCAUCGCAAGUAUCUGACAUAUUGUGUAUAUUUUGUUAGUCUCUUGAAAUCUACUGUUACCUGGGUUUUUUUGGUUAUUUCUAUAUCUCAAAAAAUAUAUAUAUAUCUGUUUAGUCUACAGUACUUUCCUA
Zingiber officinale is the source of this 3241-nucleotide messenger RNA. RefSeq lists its product as uncharacterized. The transcript has 4 exons. NCBI's taxonomy places the organism in Eukaryota, Viridiplantae, Streptophyta, Magnoliopsida, Zingiberales, Zingiberaceae. The record is from RefSeq and is a predicted model, not a curated record. The coding region runs from base 457 to 2739 and encodes 760 amino acids.